UUCAAUGAUGUGUUUUGUUUAGGCGUCUCCACUGCGAGGUCCUGUUUCGGGUUUCAAGAAAUCGGAUAGCGGAACAGAUGAUGCCGGUAAAUCUAGUGAGGCGACCACAACUUCGUCCAAUUCGAACCCAAAAGGCCAAAAUGGCAGUGUGUCCGUGGGUUCCCCUUCGGUUGAACGGAAGGAGAAGAAAAUGAAUGAUGAGAAGAAGGAAGACAAGGAGCUGCAUGAGCCAGCGGAGACCAGCGAGACUUGUGAUGGAAAAGACAAGGACAAAGUGUGUCAUGAUCCUGGAACUCUGACUGCCUGCAUUCUGAGCUCUGAAGUUGCAGCAGGGUUGAGCAAAUUGGUGGUUUUAGUCCAAAAUAAGGGGGAUAGCGCUUUGAUGGUAGAUAUGAGCGUGCCAAAUUCUGCCACAGGUUCUACAAAGAAGCAUGAAAUACCGAAACACCAUAUCAAAAAGAUUAAUAUUUCUCUUUCUAUGGGGGAAGGCAGUAAAGUUGUAUUAAAUGCUGGGAAACGGGAUUGCGUGCUUCACAUGGGCCCUCUUGUGGCUGACACGAGUGUUUUCCUCUACCUCCCUUCGUUUGACAAGCUAAUUACCCCGAUCAAUGGUGCGUAUUUCUUGAUUCUAGCAGUGGUGGUCUUUGGCGGGGUGUUAGCUUGCUGUGUGUUUAGGAAGCGGCGAAGAAAGAGCGAGUUCAGGUAUCAGGAGCUUGAAAUGGGGUCAGGAGAAGGAACCAAUAUAGAAACUGCAGAAGGUUGGGAUCAAGGAUGGGACGAUGAUUGGGAUGAGGAGAAUGCUGUGAAAUCUCCAGGUCAACAUCAUGUAGGAAAUAUAUCCGCAAAUGGCCUCACUUCUAGGCCUGCAAAUAAGGAUGGUUGGGAACGUGAUUGGGAUGACUAGGAAUUGACAACGAAAAGGGUUUCGGAAGAGUUCUACCUCUAUAUGGGAGGAGAAAAAGGAAACCAGGAGACACGACAAUACCAAAACCAGGUACGUGAUUCAAUUUCAUACCACCUGUACACUUAUCUUAUGAAAGGCAGCUUCAGUUUGGCUUUGCCAUUUAAAGGUACACAACGAGGUUGGUCGAAAUUUUGAAGUUGAGGAGGUGGAUUGUGUUGCCUUGUAAUACUGUUCCACUUAGAUAGCCUGUACAUUUAGCUUUACAUCCAAGGUGUUUUUUGAAACGUUGA
Messenger RNA from Rhodamnia argentea, 1194 nucleotides. RefSeq lists its product as uncharacterized. The transcript is spliced from 3 exons. The coding region runs from base 191 to 904 and encodes 237 amino acids. NCBI's taxonomy places the organism in Eukaryota, Viridiplantae, Streptophyta, Magnoliopsida, Myrtales, Myrtaceae. The record is from RefSeq and is a predicted model, not a curated record.